GUAAAGUUAUAACGUAUAAAAGGAAACAGGAAAACGAAGAUUCAUGGAGUAGUAAAUGUUUUAGAUGAGCUUACGCAUUGUAACCACGCAAUGAAUUUAAAUUUGGUUAUGAUAUCUUAAAGUUAAAGUAGGUAAGCUUACUUAUCACGAAGGAAUAUUAUAUUAGGCUUAGGCUUUCGACGAACAACUUUCGACGUUCGACUUUUCACUUCACUUUACUUUAUUACUUCAGUGUCACUUUAGACUUAGACUAUUUUAAUUUUAGGCUAGUCUCUAGUCUUUACUAACGCUUUACUAACUUUAGCCUACUCUGCUAGGCCUAGGCUUAGGCUAAGUUGUAAUUGUAAGUUACCGAGACGAGUAAAAAAGUACUGUAAGGUAGGUUUCGUACUUUGCCGUACCCUACUGAACGGAACUAAAUCACACUACUUUCUGAUAACACAAGUAUUUCAUAACAGUCAUAGACAUAGGGCAUAGGUCAUAGACAAUCACAAAGAGAAGAGAGGGGACAAAAUUCACUUAUGACAAAAAUGUAUAGGGUAUCCGGUAGGCCUAUGGACUAUGGCUUAUGCCUAUGCCUAUAGCCUUUAUUAUACUAUAUUAAAUAAAAGUGAAAAUUUGUUUGUGGGUUUGUUUGAGUUUGAGGCACAUGAAAUACUCACACUCACAUACAUGAUACAUGAUACAUAAUAACAUAUCUACAUUAGUCUACAUGCUGUGAUGGAUCUUGACCAAAAUUUGAACAUAUUAUAUAUCCAUCAUUAAUCAUUAUCCGGAAGGAACUCUUGGGAUUUUUUAAACUUUAAAAUAUAUUUUGUUUGGGGCCGGGGGCCCUGAAUUCAUUUUUUUUCUUUAUAUGAGGUAUAUAAAUAUUACAAUUAUAAAUAAAAUAACCAACAAAUACUCCUAAAUGAAUUGAUGGAUCUUGACCAACCUAGUACACAUACACAUGAUUAUGCAUAUUCAAAUACAGAAGGGUACUGAACUCAUAAUAUCCAUUUCUCUGGGGCCCCGUUUCAUUUUUCCUUAUUUAAGCUAUAUAAAUAUCAAUAUUAUUUUUAUAUGUGUAGACAACACUAUAAGUUCUAUAUGAAUUGAUGGCUCCAGGCCUAGCUUUGUAGCAACAUCAUCAUUGUCUGUAUUGAAAUAUCGGUGGAGUGAAAACUAAUAAUAUCCAAUCCAUUCAGGGCCAGUCUAGACUUUUUUAGAAAGUUCAGUUAUUUAAAAAUGUUAGAUCUAUGGCAUUUUAUUUUACAGAUUUUAAUGGGUUAACUUUUAAAUUUUAACUUUGUUAUUUAUCUGACUGAUUUUUAUAGGCCUCCCUAUCUCAGGCAAAACUAAAUCAGUCUACAAUCAUGGAAUGGGCCCCCGUCUGCGACCCUCUUUCAACUUAAAUUAACUAUAGUUAUAAUAGAGCAUUACAUUGUUUAAUUUUUGGUAUUCGAAUAUAAUUACAUAGAAAAAUCAUUUUUUACACAUUUUGAGGAGGAUAUUAAAUUUAAUCUAGAAAGUUCCAGAAAGUUUUAUAUUGUUAGAUCUAUACGGAAAUAUAAAAAUGGGAUCUAAAAGCUUUUUUAAAUGUUAGUUUAGUUCUGUUAAUUUUUAUACUAUCGGGAUCCCACUAAGAUCAGGAUACCACUGGGUUCAGGAUACUAACUUGAUUGGGAUCCCACCGGGAUCAGGAUACCGAUGGGAUUGGGAAACUACUGGCAACUGGAAACACCGGGAAUGUGAUCCGAUUUGGAAACAUCUCAUCGGUAAGGGAUUACAUAGGGAUCCCAUCAGGAUAUGGAAUCCCUUAGGGAUUGGGGUAUGGAAUCCCACUUAGAAACGGGAUUCUAUUUGGGAUCAGUGAAGGGAUCCCAUUUAGAUAGGGAUCCUUUUGGGAUCGGCAAACCCGGACCACGCCGGGUAUAUUGGCUGGUAUAAUGUACUGUAUACUAAACAUUUUAGGCUGCUGCUAUUCGGACCUGGGAUUAUAUGUUUGUAAAUGGUUGUUUGUAAAUCCGAAUAAUAAAGGAUGUUUGUAAAUCCGAAUAGCCAUUUAGAGCUGCUAUUUGGACUCGGGUCCCAUUAGACUAAAUGGCUAUUUGUAUGUCAUUUUUCGUAGUGUAUUUUAGUUAAACUGAAGAAGUAAGUUUACAAACAUAUAGUCCAUUCAAUUAUCUUUCAUUUGAUACCAAAUUUUGUCCUACAAACCCAACAAUAAUAUUUUAAAUAUUUUUUAAUAAAACCAACUUCUCACCCUUUUUUGGGUCCGAAUAGCCACUUCAUACAUUUUAAAGUCAAUGUUCUUAAAUUGUUUAGUUUGCAAGUGCCCAAACACUUAACAAUGAGGAUGAGUAACAACUGGCCUUAGUUAACAAUGAGUAACAUUAUUAUUAAGUUAAGUUUAAGAGUACUAUAACUAAAAUAACUAGCUUUAAAAAAAUAUUUUACCCCCCUCCCCCCCACAAUCUGUCACAAAUCUUAGACACUGCGCCCCCCCCCCCAAUUAAAUUAUAUCACAAUUUUAACUUAACUUAAACUAUUGUUUAAACAAUAACAGCUUCUUAAAAAAAAAAUUUUACCCCCCCCCCCCCCCCAAACUUUCACAAAUCUUAGACCCUGCGCCCCCCCCCCCCCAAUUAAAUUAUAUCACAAUUUUAACUUAACUUAAACUAUUGUUUAAACAAUAACAGCUAUUUAAAAUUUAGUUUAAAACUACAACAUACGAAUUUGUGACGCUUCGUGACGGGGAGAGAGGGGCCUUUAAAGGUAAUUUUUAGCGUGACAUAAUUCAAUUCACGAAUGACCCUUUACUAAGGACAGAAAUUUAAACGUUACUGUAAUUGACAUUUUAUUUGUAUGAUAAAAAAUAUAAAAUGUGUGACAUUGCACAAGAUCUUUACCCUCCCUCCUCCAUGUCACAAACUGUCAAACUUUCUUAGACACUCUUUCUGGAGCGUGACAUACUUUAUGGAUGGACCCUAUACUAUUACUUAUUAUUACUACUAUUACUUUGACUAAAUAUUAAAAGUUGUAAAAGACAAGACUCAAAAGGACAGCUCGUCAGCUAGACCUUAUAAAUAACUUGGUGAACUUGAAUCUCUUUGAAGUAGGCUACAACUAUAAUUCAUGGGUUUUCAAACUUUUAUCUUAUUCUCCUUAGUUUAGUAACUAAUUUAGUUUAAUUUAGGGCACAAUAUUAAAAUCAUUAUGGUCUUUAUUGAUUUAAAUAAAUGGAAAUGUUUUUUUUACAUAUAUUGUAUAUAUAUAUUGUACAUAUUCAUUUUCAGCACAUAAAUAAAUUCACAUUUUUAACCAAGACAACAUUUUACAAUUAUAAGAAUUUAACCACAAGAUGUUUUAAGUAUUUCUCUAGCAUAGAAAUGAAUACAAGUGAACUCCAUUAGUGACAAUAAUGACUUAAGUUGUGACUAUUUAGAUUUGGUCAUCGCUGGGAAAAGCAUGGUGGUAAAUUCAUUCAGAGUGGGGAACAACAUUUUUUUUAUAUCUUUCGGUCCUAACUUUAAGAGAAAGAAUUCAUCCUGAUCAAGCUGAUCUUAGGUAUUUGUGGAUAAGUGGGAGGGAUGUAUCAUCAAAAAAAUUGUUAGUUUACAACAGCAUUUUCCUUCAAAUUAAAUAGUUCUUCACGUGAAGGCUGUUUAGUUAGUGUGAUAUGACUAGCUUUCUUGAUUGGUUAUUUAAUAGGUGUUUGAUGUCAGAUCAUGAAUACCCACACCAGCACGUAAUACUUGUUUAGUAGGAUUUAAAUUGUUGCACAUUGUUGAAUAAGUUUAUAACUUGUCAGUUUACGCUGAACAUUGUUGAAUAAGUUUAUAACUUGUCAGUUUACGCUGAAAUUGUACAGUUUUUCAAGAUAGAAAAGUCUUUGGUUGACUUUUUAUAUACAAUCAUGGUCAUGUUCAUGCCAUGACAGCUUAUUAUUAAUGGUGUCACCAUUAAUAAUAAGCUGUCAUGGGUUCUAUGUUUUGAUUAUUUAUUAUUAUUAUUUAUUAAAACUGCUAAGGUUAAGUGUAUGUGCAAAACAACGUAGCGAUUGUCCAUUAGGAGGUCCGCAGAGAUGUGUGGACGGGGUAUUAGUUCAAAUCCGAACAAGGGGGGUGAGGUUAAAGGGUCUUGUGGAUGUUUGCAACCUAACUGUUUUUUAUACACUGCUUUAGGCCCAUUGCAUGUGUUCCUCUAUGGCUUAUCUAUCGGCGAAAUUAAGAAAAAAAAUAAUCAUAAACAACCAAGAAUUUAGUAAAAAUUUCACAAAGGAGAUUUUUCUUAAUAUUGCGUUGCCAUUUGUCCACAAAAGUAAACAAGCACAUUUUUUCUCCAGUUAAAGUUAAUCAAGUUAAUCAUAUUUUCUGCUGACCACACCCCGCCCUGGGUACCAGUACACAUAAUCUCCAAAAUCAACAACCCCUCUCUCCUUCAGUGCGUACUUAAUCAAAUGAUGAAUCCAUAUCAUACUGACUUAGAAGCUUAAAUCUAGUGACUAUUUGCUUUUUAUAAUCGUCAUUAUACUUUCUGGCAUUUAGUACUGUAAAUUUCUGUAAACACAUGCAGACAUCUGCAACUAGCAGAGGGAGGGUAAGCCACAUGUGGACAAGAGGGAGUGGGGGGGGGGGUAUAAAAAAUGUCUAUUUUAUACAGACGUCCUUUAUGGGAAACCCCUUAACUAUAUAAAGUCAUGACGCGUGUGUUUUUUUUUUUAUUAAACAUACACAUUUUUAUGUUAUUUUAACAAUACCGAAUAAUUACAUGAACUACCAAACCUUAGUUUUAAACCCUUCAUUAAAAUUAAAUCAUCAAUAAUUUUUAAUUAAAAUUCUUGUUUGUCUUAUGUCAGUCACUUGACAGCACUUGUAGAAAAGCCUUUAAAACAAUGAAAUUUCAGUAAAUUUCUGAGAAGCUAGGAAACUGAAAUUUGGGUCUCCAUAUUGUGUAUCUUAACAUAAUUAUUGCUUGUAUUAUGUGUCAUUCAAUUAGUAUGUAAAGUGUAAUAUUUAUUUUAAUAUCUCAACCACUAAAUUAAAUGAUAUAAUUGUUAUUCCACUUAAAUUAUGUUGGUAGAAUUUUUUAUUUGCUUGCCUUUAAAAUUAACUUUUUAAUAUCCAGUGUAAUGAUGAUUUCAGUCGGGUCUUAUGUUGACAUUCAGCUCCUGUGUUCCCUUAAAAACCUCUUUGUAUGGACAUCAGCUGUGAACUACUGGUAUAUCCAUCAUAAGACACUGGUUAGACACACUGCUUUAAAGCCACUGGUACAUAUUUUAGACUACAUUAUAAAUAUGAACAAUCGGUUGCUGAGUUGGCUUAUUAAGUGAUCAAGUAAUUUUGUUUAUUUUGUACCCUUGUUACUUAGCUGUUAAGGUUUCUUCAAAACCUUUUAGUCUUUUUAGUUUUCAUUUGUGCCUCUAAAAUUAACUUAUACAGUUUUGAGUUAAAUUUGAUUGAGAAACAAUUUAUAAAUGGUUUACAGAAUUAAAGUUAAGUUCACCAAAUACAAUUUUUUUUUAUAUUACACAGGUAAAUCUUUAAGAAGAUGUCUGUUUGGCCUUAUACAGAAAGAGCAAUUUUGGAAACUCUUGUGGCAAUAGACAAUGAGCUGCAUGAAGAUGAUGUAAAAAGCCUCAUAUUUUUAUCAGAGCCCUCUGUGCCCAAAAAAUAUGGCUCAAAAUUUAAAACAGGCCUUGAAUUAUUUGAGGCUCUAGACAAGAGUAUAAAACUAUCUCAACGCUUUUGUGUACUGGUGGAAUUACUAAAUGUAAUUGGACGUGUAGACCUUGCUGAGAAAGUUAAAUAUGAUCUAAAUGUUAAUUGUAAUGGCUAUUGUGGUGUUACACACGUCUGUCCAUUUCGUGUUUUACUCUUUCAUCUCAGUGAAGAGCUGGGAGCAGAUGAACUUAAUAGUCUCAGGUGUGUAGCUUAAUUAAAAAUAUAAUUUGCCUAAAAGUGGUGUUAAAUAAUUGUUCAACAAGAUAAAUUUCAAAAGAUAUGUCAUGGCUUUACAAAAAACACUACACUUGAUAUAUGCAUAGCUAAAUUAUGAUAUCUCCACUUCAUUCCUCAGGUAUUUAUAUGAAAAAUUGCCUAAGAAGGCAAGCAUAGAGAUGGGAAUCGAUUUGUUCUCCAUUAUGCUCCAACACAUGACUUUGACACCACAGAAUUUGAUCAAGUUGGAGGCUAUGCUUCACGCUAUAAAAAGAAAUGAUCUCCUUGAUAAAAUCAUUGAGUAUAAAAGUAAAUGAAUAUUUAUCUUUCUUUAAAGUUGAUUGAAUCCUUAAAAACUACAUAACAAAAUAUGUUAAUUAUUCUUGAAAAUGAUGAAUAAAUGAAUGCAAUUAAUUUUAUUUAUGCUAUUUUUUUUUUUUUGAAAGAAGAAAUAUUUUUUUACAAAUUUUAUGAUUUUUUAAUACAUAGAAGAAGAAAAAAUGCCCUAAAGAACAUUUUUUUAGACCAGAUAGCAAAAGUUUUAUGAUUAUUUUAAAAUUGAAAUGUAAGUCACAGACAAGGAUUUUAAGUUGUUAAAAUGUAUUUGUUGACAGAUAUAUAGGUCAAAGCAGCUUUUCCUUGAACCUAAAAUACAGGUACAGAUGCAGGUAGCUUGUGUCUGAUCUGUGCUUUCCCAUUUUUGGGUCCAUUGGUACUGAAGGCAAUUUUUGCUUUCCUUGCUGUGCGCUUUCUUUGGGGAUGAGUAAUACAUUUUCACCCUGAAAUGUGCUCCAACAGAGAGUCUGCCAGAUCAGCUUGUGCAAUACAAAGUUAGUUUCUCACAUGAGCUCAGGUCGAUGUCUAUGGAUUAGAGAGACUUUUAUGUAAUCUUUGAAGCGUUUUUUUUCUGCCCACCGCUGAGAGUUUCCAUUUGGAAAGUUCACAAUACAUUGUUUGUUUAGGCAGUCUGCUUUCUGGCCUUCUCACAACAUCCCCACCCCAUCUGGCUUGUCCUUUUUUUGUAAGAACCUGUGUUUGCUAAAUAUUCAUGUGUAAUAACACCAUAAAGGUUGUCAAAAAUAGUAUUAUUUCCUAGGGCCCGUUAGGCUAACUGAUAUUGUCCUUGUCACUUCAGGGCAUAGCAGAAACAGUUAUCCUUCAUCAGCACAGGUAUGUCUAUUUCGCUCAUCGUUUAUUUUUAUACCUAACAAAGCAGCCUUUUAUGUCACUAGCUUUUUUAACCAAAAUUAAGUAUUGCGAUGUCAUUCUCAAUUCAUCUAUUUUACUUUUCACACAACUAUACUUAUAUUUUUUUUCCUUAAAAAAACUUUAUGCAUAUUUAUUAAAAAAUCUUGGAAUUAUAACAAUUUUGACAAAACUUUCUUAAAAAACAGGGAUAUGAUUCAGUCCCAGAUGAAUGUUACCACCAAUGCGUUUUAGGUAAUUUAAUAGAUUUACUCUUUUUAUUUUAUUUUUAAAAUACAAAAUCUUGUAUCUAUCUCACUAUUUACUUUUUUUGUAUUAAUUUUUUUAGAAUAAUGAAGUGAUGUUCCAUAUAGUUGAUGGUUGUUGUCAAACUAAGUAUUUAAAUAUGCUAUUAAUAAAGUUAAAAUAUAUUUUAAAGCUGUCUGUGAGCACUUUUUUUGUUGAAAUGUUUAUGGACAUAAUUUAAGUAACAUAAAUUUUCUUCUUAUAUUUCUAUUUCAGAAAGUUCUGGAUCAAGUCAACAAUUGGUUUGUGAACUCAUUUAGUUGCUUAGUUUACAAUUACAGAGUCAACUUGAAUAACUCUAUCGUAGAACUUUCUUUUUUUUUUUAUGCAGAACACUAUUGUUAACAACCUUGGCUAUCAUAGCAUAGAUCAUCUAAGAAAUUCAACCUUGGUAAAGCGUGCCACCCUGGUUAGUAGGGUGGGUCCCAAAAUUAACCACAACAACAUGGCAUAUCUCCAAUGGUAUUUUUCAAUUCAAGCAUAACUGACCUGUAAACAGAAUUGUGCCAGGGAUAUUUGCUGUGUGCAAUUUUUUCAAAGUAGUUUUUUAAUUUGAAGAGAAGUAUCAGCAUAGGCAAUUGAAAACCAAGUUGACAAGAAUGCUGCUUAUAAGUUAGGUGCAUAUUACCUUCAAUGAUUUCAAACAUCCUCUCAGUUAUAAAGCUAAACUAUUAAAUGAAGGCCAAACACUUUUUUUUUAACAUCCCUUAAUAGUCAGAUGAUCUAGAGAAACCAACAGAGCCAGUUGACCUACCGAUGAUAACAACUGAACUAACAAACUGGGAUGAAGGUAUGUGUCCUAACUUUUAUAUUUAAAUUUUUCGAUAUGGGGUAGCAUUUUUUGUUGCUGUAAGAAAAAAAUUAUUUGUUUUUUAUAACGACACUGUCUGAAGUCACUUGAAGAAAACAAACAUAAUAAGUGGAAGCUUGCAUUGGUAAAAAAAAAAAUAAAAAAUUCCUAAAUUGUACUUUGUGCCUGCUUCACCUGGCUUCAUCCUUUAUUGAUGUGUUGUCUUGUUACCUUUAUGGCAGACAUGCCAGGAGCAUGUGAGAGUUCAGGAAGUCUAUCAAGCGCUGAACCUCAAGCUUUAACACCAGAUCCUGUACACUUUCCUACAACACUCCCCCAACUUGCAUGUGAGUCAUGGUCUCAAAUUUAUUUUCAGCAAAAGUUUUCUGUCAUGUUUAUUAUGGUAUAUAUACCUGCAAAUGUGAACAAUUGUCUGGCUUUUGAACAAGACUUUGCAUAUUUGAGUUUUAUCCAGAGCCUUAGCCAGCUAUUGGUAUGUAACAAAUAGAUAGGCAUAAAUGGAGGAGGUGAGCCUCAAGUUAAAAACUGAAGUCUUUAAAAAAAGGCUGCCAGUCUGGUGUGGGAUAAAAAUCUGUCAUGUUGAUGACGCGUGGCCUUACCAUUUUAGCCACAAUUGCUGAAAUAAAAAUCUGUUACAUAAACAAAACCCCCCCCCCCCCCCCCCUUAAAAAAAAAAAAAAAAUUUUUAAAUUCUGCAAACUUUUCAUUAUGAAUAUUUAUGACAAGACUAUGAUUUGGUGCUUUGUUAUUAUCCCUAAGCAUAGAGAGAGAGCACAUCAGUUAGCCGCAUUAAACUGCCUUAUAUUGAAGAUUUAGAUUACCUGGUAGUUAAACGAAAUGUUUGUUUUUUGUCAGGUGGGAAACAUAUUUUUAAAAUGACAUCACGUUUAAAAAUACAGAGAAAUCAGUGGAUUUAGCAUGUCAUCUAUCAUAGAUAGAUUACGAUUUACUUAUUUUACUAUAUAAGUGGUUAUUAUCAUCGGUUGCUGUUUUAUAAAGAUUCUCGCUCCAACAGCACCUGAUUUGCCCAGUCACAUAGCAUCUCAUUUGCCCAGUCGCACAGCAUCUCAUUUGCCCAGUGCCACAGCAUCCCAUUUGCCCAGUGUCACAGCAUCCCAUUUGCCCAGUGUCACAGCAUCCCAUUUGCCCAGUCUCAACACUCAUGACUUUUAUGAGGCUCCAGAAUGUUACAGGAUGGAUCAUAAUCCCAGAGGUACAUGUUCUUAGCCACAAGUUAGCUAAAAUGGGGUUCAGCCAGGCCUGUUUAUUAAUCAGAUCAGCCUAAGUCCUAAGCUACUAAUAGUGUGACUUGCAUUUGUCAAGAAUUGAUUCAAAACUUGAUAUGUCUGAGAUUUAAUAUUCAGCAUUGUCAAGUCUUACAUCCAGUUGAUCCCAGUUUCUUUGGGAAUGUCUUCUUCAAAGUUUUUAGAGCUCUUCCUUGAUUCCUCUUUUCCUUUGGUUUCAUUCAAUUGAGAAAUUAGCUGUAGAUUGAUGUGGUGGGUGUAGGCUGUGCCUUACUAUGGCAGUUCUGGUUUGUUCACUGCUAUUUGCACUGUGAAUGGAGUAGCUAUUUGUGAGGGUCUCUUUUUCUAAAUGUCCAAGGAAUUUUUCAUUCCUUACAUGAUCACAAUGGCUGAUCCCAAUUGUCUUUCUAAGGUAACUUUGAUGGAAAACAUUCUGGGCUUUUUUUUUUUAAUCAUUGAAUAUGUCUUGCUGGCAUUAAAGACAGUUGGUACUGUGCUUCAGAUAUUUAAACUCAGUUUAAAUUGUAUUAAUAGAUUUUUGCUCUGAUUAAAAUAAAACACACCCUUUGAAAUUUUACUUAUCUUCCUCCCAACACUAAUCCAUACAUCUAUUUCAAUAUUGUCAUACAGCAGAUAGUUCUGUAUUGGAAGUAAAUUUAUUGACUUCAAGAAUCUUAUCACAGUCUUUGCUCUUCACUUUUUCUUUGAAUACCGGUACAUGAAAAUUUUAAUAGGUCUUUAAAGCAAGCUAGUUCUCUCUAAUGGAGGACCAUUUUUGAUGCUGAAAUUUUCAUUUUUAUAAUGAAGUGGUCAUAAAGCUGAAUAGAAAGAGGGAAAUGAUGCAGCCCUGUGAUACACCAGCCUCAAUAUGAAAGAAUUCAGUUUGUCCAAAGCCUGUUUUGCCUGUUUUUUUUGGUGUUGGAUUAUGGCGGAGGGCUUUAAGAAGCCCCUUACCUUGAUAUUUCAGCACCAUUUUCUAAAGUGAUUCCCAAUAAAUACAGUCAAUAGCAUUUUUGAACCCUACCAAGUUUUUGUUUGAAACUUUUUCAUCUAAAUUAAAUCAUUUUGCUCACAUUAAAAUUCACUGUAAAACUAUCACUAUGAGUUAUAUAAUUUACAAUGAAAAUGAAUUCAUUUUCUUACAUAUGUUAAAAGACAGAGCAUGCUGUUUUACAGCCAAUUGUUGAUGUCAAUUCUGCAUUGCAGGAAUCUGUUUGAUCAUUGACAACCAACACUUUCAAUUUAAUCCCAAUGAUGAGGAGGCAGCGCAGUUGGGAGACAGAGCAGGAUCUGAAAAAGAUUUAGGUAUUAUAAAUGUUCUAUUCAGGGUUAAGGGUAGGGUUUCUCAUUUCCCAUGUUUUUGGUUAUAGUGGGAGAACAGUUCAAAAGUGCCUCUCAUCCCGUGAUCAGAUUAAUUCAAUUAAAAUGUCUUGCAAACUGAAUUAAACUAUUCAAGAGAGGGUUUUUAUUAUUGCUUAAUUAUUUUUUUUCAAUUAAGGAAUGAAAAAAGAUUUAAAUGUUAGUUGAGAGGUUGGUCACUUGCAUCUAGUUGCCUCCAUUUCUCCUGCUAAACCCUAGUAAUAGAUGACCAGCUAAUAAAAUGCUUGUUAAGCAAAAGUGGGAUAUGAUCACCAGUAAAAAAUAAUCUUUACACUAUAUAUAAUGUUUGCAUUUUUUACAGCAUGGUUCACACGGUCUUUGACAUUUUGGGAAAUAAUUUUUUUUUAAAUUCCAGGGUCUGGAAAGAUUGGGAAAAUUAGCAAAAAAGUCAAUCUUUGAAAGUUAGUGUAAAAUUAUAAAUUUAUAUUCAAAAGAAAGAAAUGUCAAAAAAGAAAAUUGGCAGAAAAACCUUGAAUUUUUCCAUUCAAACUGACAUGUGCGCAUUUCUUAAUGAGCCAAAAUCCUAGAAGAAAGAAAAGUUUAUUGAUUGGUCGUUAGUUUUCUUUAAGCCAAUCAAAUUAAUAAUCUAAACAAGUGAGCGAUUGCAUAGUAACUUCGCCUGUUUUGACAAGGCUUGCACGUUCUUUGAUAAACAUUUUUGGCCUGCAUUAUCAUUUUCUUUUUGGAUUAGCAAUACACGUGUGUUUUCUACUGAAAGCCUAGAAAUCUGUUGAACAAAUUAAAUAUGCCUGGAGUUUCUUCAUAUAAGGGUCACUUUGCCUACAUAUACAUGUGGUCGUGAUUUUAAAACGCUUGAGAGCUUGUGUAACAGAGCUACCGCACUUAAUAAUUCAGUGCAGUGAACUAGAUUUGCCUAAUUCUGGUUUAUAGCAAAAAUCUGUGACUUGCUGUUAUUUUUAAAAAACAAGAAAAUUUUAUUCCCCGAAAGGCUUUUGUUUACUAAAAAUCACGUGGGCUCCCGGGAUCCAGCUUGAGUAACCCUAGUUAUGGAAUAUGUAAUUUUUAGUCAGACUCUUACAAUGCCAAUUAAAAGUUAAAUUAGAGCUUUUUAUUUGAAAAGUAUUUGUUCCUUUCAAGUGUCCAUUUAUUUUUAUAUUUUUUUUACAUACCUUUGAAAAUCAUAUGAGUGAUUUUUAAACAUAAUGGUUUUGGUUUUCAUUAACCUCAUGUAACUGCUUAAUCUGUGGUUCCUGGAAUUACACAAAGCUAACAAUUUCAAAUGCAGCUUUGUGUCGAGGUGAAUUUUAAUCUAUAAAAAUUGGUGGAUACUCAAUUCACUUUUUAUAAAUUAUAUGUACUUUUAUUUUUAAUUCAUAAAUGGGAGAGAAGGCAAGACUGCCUCAUCCAAAAUAAUAAAAUGUGGAUGCAUAACAAGACGUAAUGUCCCAAUAUUUCCAUAUUUUGCACACCUUAGUAAAGGGCUUAGAUUUUAAUGCAAAAUUAUUAUUUUACUCUAUUUGGUGUUGUUUUCUUAUUUCUAUGCCCGGUUGAUAAAUUUAGUUAAUUUUAUAGCUUAUACUCUGUAUUUUUUAUUUUCGCAACUAUUAAAAAAAGUUUUAAGUUUAAAUUAAAAUUAACUCAAAGCGAAGAAAUUCAACUUCAAAUUGAUAAAUGCUGGUGUACCUUACUCCAUUUUUUUUUUUUUAAAUUGUUUUUUUUUAAAUUGUUUUUUUUAUUUAUUUCAGAGGCCCUUUAUAAUAGUUUUUGCAAGCUAAAAUUCAUUGUGGAAAUAGCCAAAGAUUUGACAGACACCGGAAUAAUUGCUAAAGUUAAGUCUGUGACGUCUUAUGAUCAUAGCAAUUAUGACUGUUUUGUUUGCUGUAUUCUGUCACAUGGGGGUGAAGGCUUCAUUUUUGGAACAAACGGACGGAAAGUUUUAAUCACAGAUAUUACUGGACAUUUCAGGUACACAUUUCAGCUAGUAUAAAUACUUUUGAUUCAACACAUUGAUAAAAAAAAAUUUCCUGGAAUAUAGAAUACAACAAUUACUACAUUGAUGACUUAAUGCAUAUCAUUUCAACCUAGAAAUGGUUACCUCAUACAAAUCAAAUAGUCUGAAGGCCAUAUUGUAUUGUCUAGUCCAGGGGUGGGCAACCUAUUUUGUGCAGAGGGCCACACGGAGAUAAAAAAAAAAUGAUCCAGUUCAGAGCAGAUCCUGCGGGGCACAUUAAAAUUUCAGCUGGCCUUAUGAAGCCCACAGGCUAUUAGUUGCCCACCCCUCAAAAAUAUGGGAGUUAAUUCACAGGGUUUCAUCUCCCAGGGGUUGGCAAGAGUGGCUAAAGAAAGCUUUAAGCUGUAUUGAAAUCGACCAAGAGCGAAUGAUAAUUCUGUGUGUCAUCUAAUGCUUUCUUGUCUAUCUCAGGGCUCAGUUCUGUCCCACACUGGCGGGUAAACCAAAAUUAUUUUUCUUGCAGUGCUGUCGUGGAAAGUCACAUCAACAAGGUGAGGUUUAUUUUUUGUUGAUCUAAAAAUGUUUGUCGAAAAUUAAGCUUUGAUUGAGGAACGUGCCAAUGAGCCACAAUUACACUGUACACGCAGGAAUUUUUUUAAAGCCAAAAUUUAAUAAUGGCCAAGGGCUUUUAAUGUUCACAACUAAUAGUUACCUUGUAAACAAAAAUUGAUAAAUGUGAUCUCAAACCACUCUUCUACUCUUGAGUCCUGCAUGUGGACAUUCAAGGUGAUUCCCUACACUUGUAUCGUCUAUGUUUGGAAACAAAACAAAUUUUUGUUGAAAUAUCAGUCUUAUCAUUAUCAGUGUUAGUUUUAGGCUUAGCAAUGAGUUGGACAAGCACCAAUAAAAACGGAUUGAAAUUUGAUUCAUGAAGACAUUCUAACGGCAAACUGACAAUGAUUAAUUUAAAACACAGCCCACCCACCUCUCAAGCCACCCAUGUUUGAAACGGAUGCUCCUCAACUAGUGAUCGAUGAUGAGGAGCUGAUUCCCAGUGAAGCUGACUUCCUGUUCGGGUAUGCAACAGUUGCUGAUGCUGUGUCCUACCGCAGUCGGUCAAGUGGGACAUUUUACAUCAGUGAACUGACCAAAGCCUUGGACAGCUAUGCACACAGGUGAGAAUAGAAUGGCCAUAGAUUGUAUUAUUAUGGCUAAGGUGAUCACUGCCAGAAGAUGAUUUGAUUUAUGGUUUAAAUUUUUAUUAUCUGUGUUACUGAUAUUCCCAAAAAGAAAAGCUUUGCAUCUGAAAAAAGUGAAAAUCUUUGUAUGGAAAAAUUAAAAUUAUAUUAUUGACUUUAAAGAAUCUGAGUAUACCUUUUGUCAAUAGAGAGAGAUAGAGGGGGGAUACUAAUACUAGUAAAUUCCCCCCCCCCCCGUGUUAAUUGUUUUCAGCUUGUGUCCAUCUUGUUUUACAAAUGAGUUAGAAUUAGAACUUUAGGUUUUCAUUUUUUGUAAAAAGUCACACCACCCACCAACUACAACUACAAUAGAAAAAAAUGUAUUUCACAUUUUUUUUUACAGAGAGGACUUACUGACACUUCUUACUCGUGUGAAUGAUGGAGUAUCUCGUCGCGUGUACUCUGAGACUAAAAAUGGAGAACACAUCGUGUACAAGCAAAUUCCAGCACCACAGUACACCUUGAGGAAAGUGCUCAAAUUUAAUUAAAGGACACCGAGACAAUUCUAAGUUACUGUGUGAGAGUGUUGUGGAAUGCUCUACAACUCUCAACUGUAUACUCUUUAUCCCACUGACUGUCACAACAGAUUUAGCUGCUUUUGUGGUGUUAUGGCUGUAAUAUCAGCCUCUACUAAAAAUAUUUUUAUUAGCAUGAAUCAGAAAUUUGUACGUUAUUUAAAGGAGAAUACUCUAAGAAAUUAUAGAAAACUAAGGUAAAUAUCUCAUGUGAUCAUUUAAAAAAAAAUUUUUUAUUUUGAAUCUAGCUGAAAUUUCAGUUUUUUGUUUUUUUUGUUAAAGCUAACUUGUAGGACUCGGAUGUUGGCCCUGCCUAGCUUAUUUGAAUUAAUUUCUUUAUGAAAGUGAUCUUGAAUAAAGUUUUGUUGGCCUUACUCAUGGUAGUGAUAAUCAUGAUAAUGGAACAACAACUUGUAACAGUUCAAGUUCUAAUAGUGGAAGAAGUGGAAAAUAAUGUACUAAUGAAUAUAAUGGGCAUUAUAUGAAAAAAAUAUGAAUUUUUUUUUAUUUCUAUAAACCCAAGUAACUUGAUUAUUUCUAAACUGAAAGAAUAAUAUAUGUGUCUGAUAAACGUAUUUAUUUAGAUAAGAAAAAGGACCCAAAGGUCAGUGUGGGGGUGAGUUGAAGAUAGAUAAACGGUAGCAGUAAACCAUCAAUGGAAGCAGCUAUUACAUUGGUGAGAUGAGCAGGAAAUGUGAGAGGCAAUGAUUAGCUGGUAUGAAGACCAGCCAGCCAGUCUUGAGACUUAUUAUUGGAUUGAUGGAUCGACCUUUUGUCUUUGCCAUAGCACUCAGGGCUGAUUGGCCCAGCCAUCUCAUCAGGGUUAUGACUAACUUACGUUUAAACUCUGUUGGAUGUAUCCCUUUUAAUAAAUCAUCCUAAAUGAAGUUUUGAAUCUUUGUAUGCACGUAAGUUACUGGCCAUAUUCUGCAUAAUGUUGGCAAGACAGAAUUGGUUCACAUUAUUUAUUGCCUAACUUUCUUUCCAUUACAUUUAUUUGGUAAAAUCAUAUUUGAGGCUAUAACAUUAAACUCCCAGGCAAUGUUGAUAUUUUAUUGAGUUCCAUAUUUACCAGAUGAAACAUAUAACAAGUGUUAGAAGGAAAAGUGAUAUUGUUUUCUGGUAAUAUUUUUGUUCAAUAUUAACAAAUUUUAAAGUGACUUUGCUCUUUAACCUAGGCAUAAAACUAAAAACUGGAAUUUAACGACUCUUUGCCUUCCACUGAGCAGAGUCUAACUGCCCAAGUGUCAUGCCUCAUCACCUUUCCCCGUCCCAUCCCAAAAUCCUAUGGUUAGGACCCAUAGUUAUUGUAAGUGAAGGGGUGGUGGUGGUGUUUUUUUUAAAUCAUUUUUCCCCCCUCACUCACCAUCCCAACCCCACUCUCUUGACCCUUGCAUGCCGGAGUUGUAACUCUGUAGCAUCAACUCGAAUGUGACCAUACAGGUCAGCACAAGGAAGACUGAAUCGGCCGAACGAAAGGGUCACAUGUGUCAACGAAAUGUGUACACAGCGACAAGCAAACCCCAUGGAUUUGCUAGUAGAAAGAAUGCAUUAUUUUUAAAGACCCAUGCCAUGGAAGAAAUAAUUUGUAAACCAAUUUUGUUAUUUUGUAAUAAUAAUAAAUAUUGUUUCCUAUAUAAGAUAAGAUAAGAUUCUAUUAUUGAUCCAAACAAAUGGAAAUGUUUUAUGAUUGCAUUAUACAUUUUCAGCACAUAAAUAAAUCAAUUUGAACACAAGACAUUUAUAAUAAAUUAUUUCAAACAGCCAUUCAGUGAGUUCUCUUAGCCAAAUUGGGGACUUAUUAGUUCUCAUUAAGAAGUGUGAGUUCAGAGGGAGCAUGCUGGUAAAUUCAUACAGAUUGGGGAACAAAAGAAUUUUAUAUCUUUCAGUCCUCGACCUGAUGGAAAGAAUUCGUCCCGAAUGGCCCGAUUCUAAGUAUCUGUGAUGAAGAGGGUGGGAUGUAUCAUCCAAAAUUUGUUUAGUUUUACAAUAACCUCUUUCUUCAAAUAGUUCUUCAAGUGAAGGAUGUUUAGUUUGUGUUAUGUUCCUAGCUUUCUUGAUUAGUCGGUUUAUGCGGUGUUUAAAAUGAGACGUUGAAUUCCCACACCAGUAGGUUAACGACUUGCUUGUUUACGCCGAAAUUGUACAGUUUUUUGAGGUAUCUUGUUACAUGUGUACUUUGUCCUUCAUUUAGUAAUGUGAAACAUAUUGGACUCAUUUACACUACAGAAUGUUUGAACUUAUGUAUUUAAAAUAAAUAUAAAAA
This is a messenger RNA of Lymnaea stagnalis (great pond snail), 16778 nucleotides long. Lineage: Eukaryota; Metazoa; Mollusca; Gastropoda; Lymnaeidae. The record is from the annotation of a GenBank genome assembly.